Messenger RNA from Glarea lozoyensis ATCC 20868, 573 nucleotides. RefSeq names its product Cellulose-binding protein. The transcript is spliced from 3 exons. Gene Ontology annotation, molecular function: cellulose binding. Gene Ontology annotation, biological process: carbohydrate metabolic process. The record is from RefSeq and is a predicted model, not a curated record. Gene Ontology annotation, cellular component: extracellular region. NCBI's taxonomy places the organism in Eukaryota, Fungi, Ascomycota, Leotiomycetes, Helotiales, Helotiaceae. Bases 1 to 573 code for a protein of 190 amino acids.
AUGCGUUUCCUCAACUUGAUUGCUCUUUCUGCGUGUAUGCUCUCAAGAUUUGCUCUCCCCCAAGUCAUUGUAACAGUCACGGAAGUUGUGACCGUGGACCCAGUCUGGACAACAACUGUUACCACGAUUAUCACAGUUACAAAAUCAACAACCACGACUAAGGCAACAAGUACAACAAGCAAAUCUAGCACCACUACACGACGUCCAGGCGGCCCUGGUGGUCCUCCAUGGACGUCGGGCGGUGGUCCCCCAUGGGGCCCAUCCACAGUAUUUACGACUGUUUUCGUCACUGAAACCGAGAAAACAAAAUCGAGUACCACGACACGACGGCCAGGUGGGCCCGGAGCUAGCCCAACAACUGUAUUUACGACCGUUGUCGUUACUGAGACGGGUCAGCCACAACCGACGAAUGGGGACCCAAAUGCUACGAAAUGCCCUGCACCGUUAUGGUACCAGUGCGGAGGAAAGGUCUGGACUGGAUGUAAGACUUGUGAGAAAGGACUAAAGUGCUGGGGUAAAGACGAAUGGUUUUCUCAGUGUCUUACUCCGGACGCUAUUCCAACCUCGACAUAA